UACCCUUCAUUUGUUUAUACUCCUUUUUGCUCCCCACUUUUUCUUACUUUCUCACGAUUUUUCUAAUUUAUUCCUCAUAAUUCUCUACACUUUUUUCUUUUGUUUCUUUUCUGGGUUCUUAAUCUACCUACAAAUGGUACUGUUGAAUCCAGGCUAUAGAUUUUUCAAGUUCAGAAUCCCAUUUUUCAUUUACUUUUCCAUAUCUGGUUGACCCUGAAAAGAAUUUUCAGAUAAGUUGGUGCAACACACAAAACCUUUUAAUUUUUGACUUAAAUUCUCACAAAUUUGAUAAAGUAUCAAUCUUUAUCAAUUUGGGUUGCUAAAUUUGUGAACUUUCAUCUAUUUCAAGUUGUGAUAAACCAUGGCUUUUAUGAAUAAUAUAAGUAAACAAUACCAUUGUUCACUUUUAUUAAUAGAAAUGGCUAGAAUUUUGCUAAGGGUUAAUUAUUUGUCACUUUUUUGGUUAUGGUUGAUAGUUUACUUCUUCGAAAAUUAUGAAGGAAAACCCCGGAUUUUCUAGUGUUUGCUCUAAAGUUGUGUUCUUUUACCCAAGUUAAGUGAGAUUUAUAUAUAAAAUAGUUAAGAAAUUAGUUGAUUUGUUUGUUACAAAGUGAUGUAUAACAACAUGAGAGUUCGGACUCAAGUUUGUAGGCCAAAUUCUCAGAGGAAUUACGUUGAAGUUGAUCCAUCUGGGCGUUAUGGACGUUUUAGAGAAAUUCUUGGGAAAGGAGCCAUGAAGAUUGUGUAUAGAGCGUUUGAUGAGGUGCUUGGAAUGGAGGUGGCAUGGAGUCAAGUGAUGUUAAAUGAUGUUCUACGUUCUCCGGAUGAACUGCAACGACUAUACUCUGAAGUUCAUCUACUGAAGGAUCUUAAUCAUGAGUCUAUCAUACAUUUCUACAAUGCAUGGAUAGACAUUGAUCAGAGGACUUUCAACUUCAUCACUGAAAUGUUUACCUCAGGCACUCUAAGAGAAUAUAGGCAGAAGUAUCAGCAGGUAGAUAUACGAGCUAUCAAGAAUUGGGCCCGUCAAAUCCUUCGUGGUCUUGUUUAUCUGCACAGCCAUGAUCCCCCAGUGAUUCACCGGGACCUCAAGUGCGAUAACAUUUUUGUUAAUGGCCAUCUUGGACAGGUGAAGAUUGGUGAUUUGGGGUUAGCAACUAUUCUUCGUGGCUCACAACAUGCCCACAGUGUUAUAGGUACUCCAGAGUUCAUGGCACCAGAACUGUAUGAAGAAAAAUAUAAUGAGCUUGUAGAUGUAUAUUCAUUUGGAAUGUGUGUCUUAGAGAUGCUUACAUCUGAAUAUCCCUACAGUGAAUGCUCAAACCCUGCCCAAAUCUACAAGAAAGUGACAUCGGGAAAGAAGCCCGAAGCUUUUUAUCUCAUUGAAGAUGUUGAAGCCCAGCAGUUUGUUGGCAAAUGCUUGGCAACUGUUUCAAAGAGGCUACCAGCACAUGAGCUGCUCUUGGAUCCAUUUCUAUUGAGCGAUGAAAAACUGAAUCCAGCUUCAGAUCGACCUUUCCAAAUAUACUCCCCAAAAGGAGUUUUAGUUGAGAUGCCUUUCCUGGUUGAUAAUCCUAUUAGAAGCACUGAUAUGACAAUUACUGGAACCGUGAAUCCUGACGAUAAUAGUCUUUUUCUCAAGGUGCAAAUCUCUGACAAAGAUGGUUCUAUUCGGAAUAUCCACUUCCCGUAUGACAUAGUCAACGACACGGCAAUGGAUGUUGCAACUGAGAUGGUGAGGGACCUUGAUAUAACUGAUUGGGAGCCUCACGAGAUUGCUGAUAUGAUCGAAGAGGAAAUCUCUGCUUUAGUUCCAGGAUGGAAAGAUUCAGAUUCACCCAAAAGGCAGGAACAAUAUAGUUUUGAUUACAAUGAAGAUGAUGAUGAUGAAAAUGGCCCACCCGACUUGUCUUCCUGUUCACCUUCCCACGAAUCUCCUCGUGGUUCUAUAAAUUUGUGUGAAGUAUCAAACUCUCAUGAAAAGCCCUUAAAUGCAACUGAUGAUUGGCUGCAAGGAUAUUUAAUAGAUACUGGAGUUACUUAUUCUGAAACUUCAUGCAGCGCAAGCAAUUGCUCUGAGUUUGAUUGCUCUUCUCUGAAUAAUAAUACUGAGUUGGGGGAUGCCAUAUCAAGUAUUAAAACUGAAGCAUGUUCUAGGUUUUGUCCUCGAGAAAACACUGUUGACAAGUGUGACGAGGAAUGCAAUGGUUUCCUUGGUACCCGAUACAAGGGUAUGAACUCAAGUGGACAUAAGAAGCUUAGCAAGUUGCGUUCAUUCAUGGAUAUCCGUAGCCAGUUGCUGAAUCGAUCAGUGAUGCAAGCUAUGAAUAAGCUACGUGCCGCCAAGACUGUAGGUGCGGUGGAGAACAUUGGGUUCCGUGAUCCCAGGUGACCUUUUAUUUUAGCUGGGUUUGCUGGAUGGAGUUUGGAUGGUUAGUUUCCAGGGCUGCUUGUCAUGGAUGGAGCAAAACCUGUGUGGCGCCUAAAUUAUUAUGGCUAGAAUUCAAUAAUAGCCAAUCCCAUAUGUACAAGGCUAAGAAAACGAGGUAAAAGUAUACAAUAAUGACGCCAACCUGCACCAAGACAUGUAUUAGUAAAAUAUGUGAGUUGUCUCAUAUUUGGUGUUGUGGUAACGUCGGACGAGCGCUUCUAUUAUAUCUUUUGUUAAUAUGCAUGACAUCUAUUAUAUCUAUGAGUGUGUUAAACUGUGUAAACUUGGGUAUGACUUAUUGCACUAUUUAUACACUUCCAGAUC
This is a messenger RNA of Amaranthus tricolor (Joseph's coat), 2755 nucleotides long. Its product is annotated as probable serine/threonine-protein kinase WNK5. The coding region runs from base 614 to 2392 and encodes 592 amino acids. The transcript has 7 exons. Gene Ontology annotation, molecular function: ATP binding; protein serine/threonine kinase activity. NCBI's taxonomy places the organism in Eukaryota, Viridiplantae, Streptophyta, Magnoliopsida, Caryophyllales, Amaranthaceae. The record is from RefSeq and is a predicted model, not a curated record. Gene Ontology annotation, biological process: intracellular signal transduction; protein phosphorylation. Gene Ontology annotation, cellular component: cytoplasm.